CCGCCAUUUGGGAUCAUGGCAUCCGCUCGAGAGGAGAGUCGCAUAAGUCCUUACAGAAAACUGCUUAUAGAUCUGUCUAUGGAACUGACUAGAAGAGAUCUGGAGAGUUUAAUUUAUGCUGUAGGGGAUAUUCUUCCUAGGAGACUGACUGAAAAUAUGGAAAGUGGACUGAAGUUAUUUGAAGCACUCGAACAGGAUGUUCAUAUUAGUCCACAGAACCUGAACCUGCUGCAAGAUGGGUUUAAUACAAUUGGCAGAGCGGAUCUUGCGCAAAGAAUUCAGGUUUUCUCAAGUAAACCAGACACUGUUGAGACUGAUGGUGGGCAAGAUGACAUAGUGACUGAUGGAAUUGGGGAUCAAGGCAAUGCUGACACAACAGAGAGUGAUCCUACUGACACAAUAAACCCUGGUGCAGAGAAAGCUCAUGCUGUACACUUGAAAUCAGCACAGCUACCUCAUCAAUCAGUGUUACCGUUUGAUGGGAAUCUGGGAAGUACCCCCACAGUCACCAGACCCAGGGGUGCAGGAGAAGCUACUCCUACAAAGCAUUGCCUUGUGGCCAGCAGUGAUAAUUUAUCUAUGGCUAUAAAUGAUGGCUCCUACACUUCAUCUCCUGCACCCUCACCUGCAGCUGUGGGGCAACAAUCACGAGGACCCACUCAGGCUGCUUCAUCUGGUAGAGUCCAACAUGACCCAGCCCAUGGAACACCAUCGGUGCGAUAUGUGAACUUUCUUCUUUACGAGGGCUAUUCUGUGGAAAUAAUAGGAGGAAAACACUUCAAAACUCCAGAUGGAGAGUUUGUGGAAAUGAAAAGUGGGACACAGUAUAAAAUACAUGUCAAAAACUCACAUACCUAUGGUUGUCAUGUGGAUAUAUCAAUUGAUGGUUAUGAUGUAGGAGGAUGGGCUCUCAGGCGUGGAGAAGAGAUGUCAAUAGAAAGAUCAGCAUAUGAGGCAAAGAAGUUCACCUUCUAUCGAGUGAAAACUACACCAAAAGAGGCAGGAAUUGUGUCUGGGCAGCCUGAAAAUGGUGUUCUUAAGUGUGUGUUUACACCUGAAGUUGUCAUAGCAUUCACACAAGGUUUAUCUUUCCAUCCACCAGAUGAAACAGAGAAUGCAAUGGAAAGAAGGAUAAAACAAGAAAUUGAAAGGCAAGGUUUAGAACUGAAUCGUAUAGAGUCGAAUAUAGAUUCUGCAUCGUGUAAAGUGGGCAUGGCGGAAAGUCAUAUAUCAGCUAAACAGAGUGGAUCGAUUCUUAGUAAAGUCUCUGGUUGGUUCCAAAAUCUUCUGCCUUCAAAUUCUAAUUCUGAAGCUCCCUCUGAUGCUUUCCAAGCCCCACCACCCCGGCAAUCAACUCGUUACGCUCAAUCCAGUCGUGUCAAUGUCGUUGAACGGGAUCCAGCAUGGAGGGCAGGUGCUACAACAUUACAAGGUCACAGCACACAACGGUUCAUCUCGGCUGAACCGAUGGAAGUGGAUCCUUCAAGGAAGGUUGAGCUGGUUCUCAGGCUUGUGGCCAGGGAGGGAGAAGAAAUACUCGAGUUCCCUAAAGAUGAGUGUAAACCGUUGUCAACUCUGAUUCCACCAGCUGUCCAGGAGUAGAGGAGGUACUGGGUCGGUGUCAACCUUUUUAAAAAACAUGAACUGCCCUGGCACUCUUUCUGGAGGAGUAUUAGCGUUUAAUUUCUUGGUGAUCAUAGCUUUAAACGAUAUACAUCACCUUAUUUAAGCAGUUUUCGUUGUCACAGAGAUCAGUGUUUCGUCGGAAUGAAACGUUGACAAGUUAUUUCACUGGGGUUCACAAACACCAGUGGAGGGCGAAUAUUUUUGUCAAACAAGUGUGAAACGUAACUGAAGAAAUCACGUUAAUGCCACAAGAUUCUCUCUUCUCAAAGAAAUUACUCAUAUUUUUGGAGGCUAAGCUAUCGAUCGCGACAUUUGAUACAAAAUAGUAUUUGCCAUUUGGUAGACGAGGAAUAAUUAGUUCAACCGUAGGUGAACAGAAGGAUGUGAUUCUAGAAAUUUGCUGUAGAUUAAAACAUGUUGUAACAUUGAAUCUUUGUGCAUAAGAUAAUAAAUAAAAUUUGAAGAACAA
Molecule: messenger RNA, 2095 nt
Organism: Pocillopora verrucosa
Lineage: Eukaryota; Metazoa; Cnidaria; Anthozoa; Scleractinia; Pocilloporidae
Biological process (GO): regulation of apoptotic process
Molecular function (GO): protein binding
Source: RefSeq, a predicted model, not a curated record